Molecule: messenger RNA, 1266 nt
Organism: Cygnus olor (mute swan)
Lineage: Eukaryota; Metazoa; Chordata; Aves; Anseriformes; Anatidae
Gene: UBE2QL1
Product: ubiquitin conjugating enzyme E2 Q family like 1
Exons: 2
Coding region: 162-1112 (316 amino acids)
Source: RefSeq, a predicted model, not a curated record
AGCACCGGGGGCUCGCCGUGCUCCCCCCCCUUCCUCCUCCUCCCCGCGGCCACCGGCAGCCCGGCGGGGGCUCCUCGAGGAUAAAGAGCCUCCUCCCUCGGCGAGAAAAAAAAAAAAAUAAAAUAUUAAGAGGGAGGAGGGAGAAGGGAGCCGCGCACAACAUGGCCACUCUGCUGCGGAAAAUCGGUCUGAUUCGGCUGCACAGCCGCGACACGGAGGACCCCAAGCACCACCACCACCACCACCACCGUGGCAGCAGCGGGCAGCAGGGCUCCUCGCUGCGGGGCCGGGGCGGCCAGAAGAACAGCAGCAACAAGCCCCAGCCGCAGGGCCCCCCCCCCGCCGGCGGCAGCAGCAGCAGCAGCAGCGAGAGCAGCCCCGGGGGCCGCAAGGACAAGAAGGCGGGCGGCAGGGAGAAGCCCCGCGAGGCGGCCAGGGAGCCCCCGGCCGGCAAGGAGGCGGCCCAGCAGCAGCACCACGGGGGCGGCCGGCAUGGCUCCGGCUCGGGCUCCGGCUCCUCCGGCUCCGGGGCCGGCUCCGGGCCGGUGGCGCCGCCGUCGGGGCCCGGCCCGCUGGCACCCGCGGGCCGGCAGCAGCACUGCACGCAGGUGCGGAGCCGCCGGCUGAUGAAGGAGCUGCAGGACAUCGCCCGGCUGAGCGACCGCUUCAUCUCGGUGGAGCUGGUGGACGAGAGCCUCUUCGACUGGAACGUGAAGCUGCACCAGGUGGACAAGGACUCGGUGCUGUGGCAGGACAUGAAGGAGACCAACACGGAGUACAUCCUGCUCAACCUCACCUUCCCCGACAACUUCCCCUUCUCGCCGCCCUUCAUGAGGGUGCUGAGCCCGCGCUUGGAGAACGGCUACGUCCUCGACGGCGGAGCCAUCUGCAUGGAGCUGCUCACCCCCCGCGGCUGGUCCAGCGCCUACACGGUGGAGGCCGUCAUGAGGCAGUUCGCGGCCAGCCUGGUCAAGGGGCAGGGCCGUAUCUGCAGAAAAGCUGGCAAAUCAAAAAAGUCGUUCAGUCGAAAGGAAGCUGAAGCAACGUUUAAGAGUUUGGUGAAGACCCAUGAAAAGUAUGGGUGGGUCACUCCGCCCGUCUCUGAUGGCUGAUGUUAGCAACCUGCACUUGACAAAAAUGCUGAACAAAAGUACUGUGACAUCUCCUCAGUGCUGUACACCGCCCAUCCUUUUCUACUUCAGCUUCAGUUACAUACCAUGAAUGUCAAGGAGACAUCUAAGUUAUUUAUGAACAGAUGUGUUUACA